AGGGUUUUAACAUCGAAACAACUCGUAUCUUCCACGUAAGCAGCCCGCAGUUUUCACAUCUUUUCGUCAUAACUGUCGACAGUUUCCGUCCGAACAGGAGAACCAGGAGAGUGGGGACCGAUACAGGGUCUAAGCCUUGCCUAAUGGACGAGGUGACAGGAGAUAUUGAGAUCCCAGCUGACCAACAGAAACAGGGACUGGCUGGCAAGAUGAUGACCCUCAGCAGCCCAGCUGCCCGUGAGUGGCUUGAAAAGAGGCGGGGCAACGUACGACCAUGGGCAGAGUUCAUCGCCACGGCGAAGUUCCGUGCUCCAGCAAACCCGGCUGCGUGGGGCAAGCGGGUGAUGAAGAACGUUGAGUACUACCAGAGUAACUACCUGUUUGUGUUCCUGGGCCUGGUGGUAUACUGUAUCCUGACCAACCCUCUCCUACUCAUCGCCCUGGCUGCCUGCCUGGGGGCAUGCUACAUCAUCAAGAUACGCAGCGACGAGAAGAAACUCAUGCUCAUGGGAAAGGAGCUUAGUGUUGCCCAGCAGUACGGGGUUGUGGCGGUGGCGUCGUUCCCGCUGUUCUGGCUGGCGUCGGCGGGCACGGCCGUGUUCUGGGUCAUCGGAGCCUCGUUCUUCCUCAUCAUGCUGCACGCCUCGCUCCACGUGGAGGGUGGCGAGGACGAGACGGAACCCAUGCUGGAGGAGAUCGUGUAACCAUGGAAACGGUGUUCCCAUGGCGAUGAGAUGACAAUGUAUAGACAUUAUAACGGACAACACUUACAGAUAUGAUGGUCACAUGGUAGGCAUGGCAACAGACAUGGAGGUCACAACUACAUUACCAUAGUGAUAGGACAGACAUGAUUGUGUGGCCAUGGCAACUGUUACCAUAGUGACAGAGCAGACAUGGUGAUUAUGUAGCCAUGGCAACAGUGUUACCAUAGCAAUAGGACAGAUAUAAGGAUUUUGUAGCCAUGGCAAGUGUGACCAUAGUGUUGGGACAGACAUGAUGAAUGGGUGAUUAAUAUGCAGAUUAUCACCUUUAAUUUUCCAUAGCUGUUGUUUCAUUCCUGUAUCUAGAAUCAUGUCACCAUGGCCAUGAGAUGUGAAUGUGAUCAUGACAAGUUGUGUACUUUGUGACAAGUACCAUGACAAGUUACCAGUGACAGACACAGUCAGGGACUAGAGUAAAAUUCUAGUAAUGGAUAUACAGUUGUAAAGACAAAAGACAGAUGAGAAUGGAUUCUAUUUUUCUUUAGGGUCUUUCCCCAAUUCUUAAUUAGUUUCUUCCUAGUAGACGUAUGGCUAUAUUAUAUAUAUACUGUAUAAUUAUGGUACUUGGUCCUAACUUUCUUGCCAUUUGUGCCUGUCAACUUCCAUCUGUGCAAUAGAACAUCUGUGGAAAGAUGUUAAUAUAACUUAUAUUAUACAUGUAUGUUUAGUUUUCUACCAACUUGGACAUAAACCCUUGGUAUAAAGAAAGCUUGCUAGCCUUUUUGUGGGCUCUAUGCCUGGGGCUUUUUUGGGUAGGAGGAUUCCAUGCUGCAUUUUUUUUAAUGGUAUAUCACUUCUAUUUUAAUGUACUCAGAUUCUUAUACUGGCCAAAUAGAAGUGAUAUUACCAGAAAAUUUGUAUUGUGAAUCAGAUGCCCCCACCCAAAUAAGCCCCAGUUAUAAAACCUUUCAAGAAGGCUAGACUUGUGUGUUGUUGCAGUUUUGUGCUAUACUAUAGCAGAAAAGACGUGUUGGGGAGCUGUACUGGUGUUUAAGUUACAUCAGAUGUGGAAAUAUGUAGAAAUAUUUAGUUGUGCACUAAAUUUUUGUCAUGAAAUGACGUGUAGUAAUCUGGACUGUCAUCACUGUAUCCAUGUUUGUAAUUUCCAAAUCAUGACAACAGAGAAUAAAUCAUGACUUUGUGCACUA
This is a messenger RNA of Branchiostoma belcheri (Belcher's lancelet), 1909 nucleotides long. RefSeq names its product prenylated Rab acceptor protein 1-like. Bases 144 to 704 code for a protein of 186 amino acids. Gene Ontology annotation, cellular component: Golgi apparatus. NCBI's taxonomy places the organism in Eukaryota, Metazoa, Chordata, Leptocardii, Amphioxiformes, Branchiostomatidae. The record is from RefSeq and is a predicted model, not a curated record. The transcript is spliced from 5 exons.